This is a messenger RNA of Candida albicans SC5314, 438 nucleotides long. It is a transcript of the gene UEC1, whose product is annotated as Uec1p. The record is from RefSeq and is a predicted model, not a curated record. NCBI's taxonomy places the organism in Eukaryota, Fungi, Ascomycota, Pichiomycetes, Serinales, Debaryomycetaceae. The transcript has a single exon. The coding region runs from base 1 to 438 and encodes 145 amino acids.
AUGCCUAUGUAUGUAUAUGUAGUAGUAAUAAUAUGUUUUUUGCCCCCUUCUUUUUCAUUGAAAUAUUUACCCCGUCGCACGUUAAAAUUAAAUUUACUCGUUGUUGUUGUUGUAUUGUCUUACAUAUAUGUAUACCUGCAUAUAAGCCAUACAUUCUUUUUUUUUUUUUUAAUUCCUUUCAAUAAAAAUUUUUACCACCAACCAACCCAACCAACCACCACAAUUUUGGUUGUCUCAAAAUUUCAUUCAUUUUUACAAAAGGAGAGAAGAUUGGCUUCCCAAAAAAAUUUUCCAAUUAACCACAGACAAAGGAGGGAAAUAACAACAACAACAACAACAACAACAACAUUAAUAUUAAUAUUAAUAUUAUAUACACGCAGACAACUUAUAGACUAUACACCCACCAAGGAUACAAUUACAUUAGGCAACACCCAUUGA